Messenger RNA from Symbiodinium natans, 2841 nucleotides. The record is from the annotation of a GenBank genome assembly. NCBI's taxonomy places the organism in Eukaryota, Dinophyceae, Suessiales, Symbiodiniaceae.
AUGCAAGCCAUCGUGGCCUACAGCAAUGCCACCUUUGCCUUGAGUCGCCUCAAUGUUCGCAAAGCUGUGCCAUCGCACUGUGCUCCAGCAGCCGCCUGGAGGCACUUCGCUGCGGACUCGCAGUCGCGCUUGGCCAUCGCAGCUGCGCUCGCUCAGCAGAUCCAGGCUCACAUCCAGCCGAUCCUUGAUCACAUGCCUCAGUAUGCCUACUGUUCCGGAAGAGGUUGUAGCGACGCCAUUUUGCGCGUCCACCAACAUUUUGAGCAGGUCGAAGGGCUGCAGCAAAGCCAGGCUAGCAAUCGAUUCCGAAUGAAGUCGGGCGCCAAGCAACUCCGGUGCUACGGAGGCAUGUGCCUCUCCUUGGAUCUCUCCAAGGCUUUUGAUUCAGUUUGCAGAGACAAGCUCACUCAGUCAUUGCUCGAUGGUAUCUCCAAUGAUGUCAUCAGUGCUGUCCAACAGCUGCACAGGUCCGCAAAGUAUGUGUUCCGGCUUGACCGAGAGACAGGCCACACCCUUACCACGUGUGGUAUCAAGCAGGGGUGCCGUGCGGCACCCGCGCUUUGGACCUGCUUGACCUUGUCCAUCAUGGAGUCCUUAGUCCACCGCCGCAGCAUCGAGUGGCUGCACAGGACCCUCACCGCCUUUGCCGACGAUUUUUGCGGCUGCUGGGCAAUCACGUCAGCCUGUGAGCUCCUCAAAGCAGUCAAAGACCUUGAAUUGAUCCUGGACAUCCUAGCAUCCUUUCGGCUGCAAGUCAACUUUCAAAAGACUGCUCUACUCAUUAGUGUCAAAGGCAAAGAUGCCAAGGCGACCCUAAACACCCUCCUUGUUCACAAGGCCGGAGUACCCCACCUCAAGGUUCAGGUUCAGGGCAAAGAGCAGCUGUUGAAGAUUUGCGAGUCCCAUACCUACCUUGGUACCAAAUUGGCGUACCGCAAUCGUCGUGAUCUCAACGUGGCUCACAGAAUUUCGGCUGCCCAAACCAGAUACCAGCAGAUCCGUAAGGUUCUCAAUGGUAGGAACCCCCUUUCGACUAAAUACCGCCUGAGACUUUGGGCCGCUUGUGUCAACAGCUCGCUUCUCUACUCGCUCGAGGCAGUAGGCUGCUCACUCAAAGGCCUUCGCAAGCUCUAUACGCUAGCCACCCGCCAUAUCAGAGCCAUACUUAAACUGCCUGCCCAUCUCUCACGCGUCACCGACGUGACCAUAUGGGACACUGCAGGCCUCCAGCCUCCGGAGCAGCACAUCCUCCAGCGCAUGCAGAAGUUCAGCGACAGCCGUGACCCGAGCUGCAGCCCGCACGGGCCAGACCUUGUCAACAAUAGCUCGGUGGUGCAGCAGAUAGGAGCUUUACUCAGCCAGCACCAGGUCCAUCUCUUGCGUCUUGCGGAGGAACGAGCAACGACCCAGGCCGAUGGCUCGGAUCAGGAGUUUGCUGUAGGGGUUCCAUGCCAGCACUGUGGGUUAGAGUUACCCACGCAACAUGCACUUCGCAUCCACAUAGGCCUGAAGCACAAGACUCAGCAGAGAGACGAUCAGCCAAAGAUGGUCACCUUCUCAGCUCAGCAACAUGCUGUAGACGGCAUGCCCACUUGCAGGUUAUGUCAAAGAAGCUUCACCAAAUGGAGGCAGCUAAAGCUGCACAUCGAGCGCGGCUCCUGCCCCCGCCUCGGAGGCUCCAGUUUUCUUCUCAGCCCUCCGGCUCCGGACAACCACCUUCUGCCUGGUAGGCAGCAACCCACCGCAUCGACUGCGCAGCGGCAGGAGACACCUGACGCCAGCAGUGAAGCCGUUGUCGAAAAUUCAGCGUACCUGCCUCUUGUUCACCAGCCUGACUUUCGUAGCCGAAUCCACAACUGGGAGAAGCUGCUCGUUUGCCGUGAAACUAAGGACUCAAGGAGGCUGCCACCCCUUUGCCUCUCUUUCAAACGGCAGUUCACGCGCAAUCGUAGCUGCAAGUACUGUGGAACCACCGUGGGUGCCGCUUCCAGGAUGUCCGGAGCCCUGGAGUCGGAGAUCUUUGCUCAUUGCAUGCCCUCGGGGCAGUUGGGAGCCAAGCCGGCGGUGAGUACCGAGCAGCCGCAGAAGCGACCGAGACCGGAGCACACUGGUCGCUCUCAGGGUCGCAGGCGUCCGUUCGGGCCACAGGGAGGGUCGAACACGUACCAGGCCCAAGCUCCCAUGGAUCCCACACUUCGCUUGAUGAGCAAACUCAUUCUCAAGCACGAGGCGACCUUACCAGGCGUACGCUUCAGACAAGACGAGCACAGCUUGCUGCCCAACCUCAUGCAGGUGUCAAAAGAGUGGCACGACAAGAGGGCAGCGGGAGACAUGUCCCUGACCUCACCUCUCAAGACAGUUCUCAUGGGCUGUCUCUUGCAAGAGUUGCUAGCGCGCCUGCAAAGGGUAGCCUCCACAGAGCAAGGGCAAGACUCACUCCGGAAGGCCAAGUGGAUCAACGAAAGCGGCUCAUGGAACUAUUUAAAGUGGUCCCAGAGGGAGCGCCGCCUCAUCCUCGACGAGAACAGGGAGCCACUGAGCCACGCGGAGGCCACCAGAACACUGAGCACCCUCCACACUCAGAUGUCAGGCGCCAUAAUCCAGCACUUUCAAUCGACUCAGCCGCUGUGGCGACUGUCAGAGCAGGGGCACCAACAGGCCACAUUCGAGUUGGAGAUUGCCUUGAGGGGCGCUGCGGCAGAGGAGACCUGGACCCUCUUCCGCUCUCUAUGCGGAUCGGCCGUAACGAACCUUGCCGGGUUCUCCAUGAAGGUGGACGACCAGCCGAGGCAGCACUUGGCCAAGGAACUGGCCAACCUGACGUAUGUGGGAGGUCUCUGA